This is a messenger RNA of Helobdella robusta, 1491 nucleotides long. RefSeq lists its product as hypothetical. Gene Ontology annotation, molecular function: protein disulfide isomerase activity. The transcript is spliced from 9 exons. The record is from RefSeq and is a predicted model, not a curated record. Bases 1 to 1491 code for a protein of 496 amino acids. Gene Ontology annotation, biological process: protein folding; response to endoplasmic reticulum stress. NCBI's taxonomy places the organism in Eukaryota, Metazoa, Annelida, Clitellata, Rhynchobdellida, Glossiphoniidae. Gene Ontology annotation, cellular component: endoplasmic reticulum.
AUGUUUAAGUUUGAAAUUGCGCUGUUCCUUUGUGCAACAGUUUUUGUGCAGAGGACAUCUGCCUCAGAUUUCGUGUUGGAUCAAGGAGUGCUGGUGCUUUCAAACAACGACUUCGAACUUGCUCGAGAAAGAUUUGAUAACUUGUUCGUUGAGUUCUAUUCAACGUGGUGUGGGCACUGCAAAUCAAUGGCUCCUGAGUACAUCAAAGCAGCUCAGAUGCUCACAGACAGAGGUGCAAACGUUCAACUUGCAAAGGUUGAUGCAGAGUUGGAGGACAGAUUGAGAAAGGAGUACAAGAUAACAAACUACCCAACAUUCAAAUUCUUUGUGAAGGGAAAAAAUAAGAUUCUGGAUUAUUCAGCUGGUCGUCAUGCUGAUGACAUUGUGAACUACAUUGAGAAGAAAAUUGGUCAGCCUGCAAGAGAGGUUAACACCAUUGAUGAAGCCAAAGCACUCCUUGACCAAGAAAUUUUUUUCCUGUUUGCGUUUGCUAAGAGCCUGGAGGUGAGAUCGGUUUUUGAGCAAGUGGCCUUCGACAAUGACAAGUACUUGUUUGCCAUCACAUCCGACCCUGUAUUGUUCUCAGAGUUUCAUGUCAAUGAGGACACCAUUGUUGCUUUUAAAAAGUAUGAUGAAGGGAAAGCAGAAUUGACAGGUGACAUCACGUACGAAACCAUCAAGAAGUUCAUCCUCGAUCACCACCUUCCACUUGUCAGCGAAUUCAGUGAGGAGAACGCAGAGAAGAUCUUCACGACAGGUAUCAGCAAGCAUGCUGUCCUCUUCAUUAGAAAGUCAGAUGCACAUUCCAAGAUCCAUUUUGAUAGCUUCCAGGAAACUGCUCUUGCAUUUAGAGGCAAGGUUGUUUUCUUAUAUGUCGACCUGGAUGACGAUGACAACCACAAAGUUCUUGAAUUCUUUGGAUUGACACUGGAUGAGACGCCAGCAGUUCGAUUCGUUGACCUCACACGACCUUCUGAUCCCAUCAAAUACAACCCUACAAGUGCAGAUUUGGGUCAGAGUUCAAUUCAGGCAUUUGUUGAUGGAGUGCUUAAUGGAAAGAUUAAGCCAUUCUUCAAGAGUGACCCGGUGCCAGCUGAUUGGAAUGACAAACCAGUCAAGGUGCUCGUUGGCAAAAACUUCCAGGAGGUUCUCGAUCAGGCUGUCACCUCUAAGAAUGUCAUCGUUCUCUUUUAUGCACCAUGGUGUGGACACUGCAAAAAACUCGAACCGAUUUGGGAAGAGCUCGGCGAGAGGUACGCACAAAAUCCCAAAGUUCUCGUUGCCAAAAUGGAUUCAACCACCAAUGAACUGGAAAACAUGGACAUCAAAAAUUUUCCCAGCGUAAAAUUGUUCAUCCGGGGCACCAAAGAUGUUGUCGAUUACUCCGGCGAAAGAAGUCUAAUGGCCAUAUCUGCAUUUGUUGACAGCAAUGGAAAGGUGGUCGUGGUUGUUCCAAAUACUGCUGCUGAACCAGUGAAAGAUGAAUUGUAG